This is a messenger RNA of Helicoverpa armigera (cotton bollworm), 3384 nucleotides long. Its product is annotated as actin-binding protein IPP. The coding region runs from base 261 to 2027 and encodes 588 amino acids. The record is from RefSeq and is a predicted model, not a curated record. Gene Ontology annotation, molecular function: protein binding. NCBI's taxonomy places the organism in Eukaryota, Metazoa, Arthropoda, Insecta, Lepidoptera, Noctuidae. The transcript has 10 exons.
GUCAGUCUUCCUGUCAUCAGACUUUAUUGACUGUCUGUCUCAUUGUCUCAUUACCCGAAAUCUUUAUUCCAAUAGAGUUAAAGGCAAAAUAUAAACGUUUAAUGUUGAAAUACUAUGUGUUCUACCUAAUUAUUUAGAUCGUGCAUGUGUCAACUAUGUGACUGUUAUAGUUUUAUAGUAGUAAAUAUUUUUAUUAUUGACUAAUAUCUUCUUUUCAACCUGUGGAUACCUUUAGUUAACACUCAUCCUACAUUUUGGAGAUGACGACAAACUCAUAUGAGAAAAGCUCUACCAAAGAUGGAGCUCGCCCUUAUAAAUGUUGCGAUUACUCUAACAAAAUCACAUUAAAUUUACAAAAUUUCAAAAGAGAUGGAAGGUUUUGUGAUAUAGAUCUAAUAUCAGGCUCAACCAUUGUUAAGGCUCAUAGAGUGGUGCUUGCAGCCAGUUGUGCAUAUUUUGAUGCUAUGUUUAAUGUUGGUUUGGAGGAAACUCAGAAAGGUUAUGCUUCUCUUCCAAGUGUACCUCCUGAUAUUUUGCCAAUGAUCAUUGAUUUUAUUUAUACUGGUGAGAUAAUUAUUGACAAGAGUACAGUGCAGCAUUUACUGAUUGCGGCUGAUAUGCUGCAGCUCCGGGAGCUUGUUACUGGCUGUGGAGAAUUCUUGAGGAGGGAGUUGCAUCCUUCAAAUGCACUUGGAAUAUUCAGGUUUGCUGAAGCCCACAAUUGUGUGGAGUUGGUAAAAGAGGCAUUAGAACAUGUCCAAGCGAACUGGAAUACAGUGUCAAAUGGUGAUGAGCUGUUAGAACUGCCAUUGCCUCAGUUAAUUACUUUACUUUCUUCAGAGCAAUUAAAAGUUGACAGUGAAGCACAGGUUUUAUAUGCAGCUCUAAGAUGGUUAGAGCACGACCCAGCAUGUCGUAGACGACACUGCUUUGAAGUAUUGAGUCACGUAAGACUGCCACUUAUCUCACCACAAGUUUUAGAUCAAGCCAUCAAAAAUGUACAAGAUCCAUCUAUAGCAGUAGCUCUAAAAACAGUUCGAGUUGAUAUGAAAACUCGUCGAGGUGCUUUAGUUUCUCUACUGGUGGAGCCACGCCAACGCGCGCGGCGAAUAUUACUCUUAGCUGGGGGCUCAUGCCGCGACAAGGCCGUACAUCCGCCCUUAUCAACACAUUAUAAUCAAGAUAAUAUCCUCUCCUCGGUGCUAAAAUUCGAUUUACAUAAGAGAGAAUGGGAAGAGCUUUCUCCCAUGGGAAUAGCAAGAAUACAGCCAGGCGUCGCAACGUUAGGAGGACGGGUUUAUGCCGUUGGAGGUGAACAAGGAAGUCAAAUACUUGCCAAUGGAGAAGUUUACGAUCCUCAGACUGAUAAAUGGUCGAAUAUUGCGCCAAUGAAAGAAGCACGUUGUGAAUUUGGACUGACUGGUUGGAAUGGAAAUUUAUACGCUUUUGGUGGUUGGGUCGGAUCCGACAUGGGUUCAUCAGUUGAAGUAUACGAUCCUGUCGCUGACGAAUGGACUUUAGUGGGCAGAAUGCCCGAGCCAAGGUUCGGCAUGGGGGUCAUUAAUUUCGAAGGACUAAUAUACAUAGUCGGAGGAUGCACUCACACAUGGAGACACACCAGAGAUUUGUUGUGUUACCAUCCCGCGUCCCGGAAAUGGCAUACUCUGACACCGAUGCACCACGCUCGUAGUCAAGCCGCAGCAGUCGUGCUGGACAACUACCUUUAUGUGAUCGGUGGCAACGCGCCGAGGCGGUCUGUUCUCACCUCGGUAGAACGCUACAGCUUUGACGAGGACACGUGGGAGGAGGUGGCGAGCCUGAAGGAGGCGCGCGCGGGCUGCGCGGCGGGCGCGGCGGAGGGCGUGCUGGUGGUGGCGGGCGGCGACAGCGAGAGCGGCGAGCGAGCCUUCUACCGCGCCCGCACCACGCUCGCCAGCGUCGAGCUGUACGCGCCGCGCGACGACGCCUGGCGCGCCGGCCCGCCGCUGCCGCACUCGCGCGCCGAGGCCGGCGCCGCCGUGCUCUGACACAGCCCGCGCCGCACCACGCUCGCCAGCGUCGAGCUGUACGCGCCGCGCGACGACGCCUGGCGCGCGCGGCCCGCCGCUGCCGCACUCGCGCGCCGAGGCCGGCGCCGCCGUGCUCUGACACUAGCCUGCGCCGCACCACGCUCGCCAGCGUCGAGCUGUACGCGCCGCGCGACGACGCCUGGCGCGCCGGCUGCCGCUGCCGCACUCGCGCGCCGAGGCCGGCGCCGCCGUGCUCUGACACUAGCCCGCGCCGCACCACGCUCGCCAGCGUCGAGCUGUACGCGCCGCGCGACGACGCCUGGCGCGCCGGCCCGCCGCUGCCGCACUCGCGCGCCGAGGCCGGCGCCGCCGUGCUCUGACACUAGCCCGCGCCGCACCACGCUCGCCAGCGUCGAGCUGUACGCUGCGCGACGACGCCUGGCGCGCCGGCCCGCCGCUGCCGCACUCGCGCGCCGAGGCCGGCGCCGCCGUGCUCUGACACUAGCCCGCGCCGCACCACGCUCGCCAGCGUCGAGCUGUACGCGCCGCGCGACGACGCCUGGCGCGCCGGCCCGCCGCUGCCGCACUCGCGCGCCGAGGCCGGCGCCGCCGUGCUCUGACACUAGCCCGCGCCGCACCACGCUCGCCAGCGUCGAGCUGUACGCGCCGCGCGACGACGCCUGGCGCGCCGGCCCGCCGCUGCCGCACUCGCGCGCCGAGGCCGGCGCCGCCGUGCUCUGACACUAGCCCGCGCCGCACAACGUAGCUUAAGACAAACGUACAAAUAAUUAAGCUGCUUUCGUGUCAAAAUUCGACAGUAUAGCUCCUAUGCAUUUUGAUACUUUACAUACCUAUUGAUGUAACGUGUAUUUUAGAAGUGAAGUAAUAAUAAUCGUCCAAAUGCCCUCACAAAUAUUUGUACGUGCAAUACGCGUACUUAACUCGAAAUUAUUGACCCAGUACCAAUGUUAAUCCAUUCUACUAUUGUCAAGUGGUAGGUUGUAUGCGUAAUUUAGAUCCACUGGACCGAUUAUGAAAAUUAUCGAUCAAUACUUUAAUCGGGUACUAAAAAUUACCAUGCAAAACAGCUAGUUAGGCAUAUAAUCCAUACAAUAAUUAUUUUUUGAGUUUCGCGUAUCUACAGGACCAAGUGACCGAUAUGAUAAAAUAUUUCAAUGUUCACACUACCGUGGUUGCUCGUUUUUUUCUGAGCGGAUCGUACAGGCCGUUUGCUGUUUAGCAAACAAAAGACAGCUACCGCAAAUCCGCAGAUGUAACGCUAUAGACUACUUUUUCAUCCAGGUGCGCGAAGUAAUUUCUAAAACUUGACGAUAACCUUGUACGGGGCCAGAAGCCAAAAUACAAUUUCUAAAAA